Molecule: messenger RNA, 1611 nt
Organism: Hypanus sabinus (Atlantic stingray)
Lineage: Eukaryota; Metazoa; Chordata; Chondrichthyes; Myliobatiformes; Dasyatidae
Product: UDP-glucuronosyltransferase 2C1-like
Exons: 1
Coding region: 1-1611 (536 amino acids)
Molecular function (GO): UDP-glycosyltransferase activity
Source: RefSeq, a predicted model, not a curated record
AUGUCAAAUAAAAGCCGAGCAAGUUUUCAGACCCUUCUGUUGACGUCUCUGCUAUUAUUUUCCUCAAGGAUUCCCAACCCAGAUGCUGCAAGAAUUCUUGCAAUCUCCACAGACUGGAGCCACUGGAUUAUCAUGAAAUCCCUGCUUCUGGAACUGGUGGAGAGGGGGCAUGAGGUGACAGUGCUGAGGAGCGACAGUUCGCUGAGGGUUGAGGCAACGUCUGAAAAAUUCACCAUGGAAACCAUCCGUAUUCCGGGAGGUCAGCCGCACGCUUCUUAUACUGAGGAAGAGAUUCAUGAUAUUAUCUUCAAACUGCUGUACGUGGAAGAUGGUUUCCUCUCCAGCAUCCACGCUUUCCGGACCUUAUGCACCCUGUACUACAUCAAUAUUGUAGUGACUUUUCCGUUCAUUCAGGGACUGUUCGAGGAUCGCGCUUUGACGGAUCGGCUGAAAGCUGGAAGAUUUGACGUCGUUUUGGCCGACCCUUACCAUGCAGCCGGUGCCAUGCUGUCCCAUGUACUUGACACACCGCUGGUGUUUUUCGGCAGGUGGAUGAUAUCCGGGGACGUCCAUUUAAACUUCGCCCCGUCGCCACUCUCCUUUGUUCCCAUGUUAAAUUCACGUCUGAGCGACAGAAUGUCGCUUUUGGGCAGAUUGAAGAAUGUACUGAUAUAUGGACUGGCUAAAUUCAUAAACAGCUUCUACAUUUACCCAACUUACAAUCGCCUUUGUCAGCUUUACCUCAAUGAUGACAUUACCGUGGAAGAACUUUAUCGAAAGGUUGAUAUCGUCUUAAUGAAGGUUGAUUUUGUUUUUGAGUAUCCCCGGCCGACCAUGCCAAACCUGAUUUACAUCGGAGGUAUCCAGUGCGGUCCGGGGCGACCGCUCCCUGCUGAUCUGCAGCGAUUCAUGGACAAUUCUGGCGAGGAUGGCGUGGUGAUCUUCUCCUUGGGAAGUGUGGUGGGCAUGCUUCCGCGAGAAGUGGCGAGUGAAAUCGCAACAGGACUGGCCGGGCUCCCUCAAAGGGUGAUCUGGCGGUAUAUUGGAGCACUACCCUCAACAUUGGGAAACAACACAAAGAUAAUGAGUUGGCUUCCUCAAAAUGACCUGCUGAGUCAUCCGAAAACAAAAGCGUUCAUCUCUCACGGCGGUGAGAAUGGGCUUUAUGAAGCCAUUUAUCAUGGGGUCCCCGUGGUUGGUAUUCCAAUACUUGGUGAUCAAUAUGAUAACCUUCUGCGUCUCAAAACCCGAGGAGCAGCGGUCAUGUUAGACUUGGCUCACAUUAAAAGCCAUGAUAUUUUCCAUGCAGUGAAGACAGUCAUCGAAAACCCUUCCUAUGCAGAGAACAUGAAACGAUUAUCCGCCUUGCACCGGGACGUUCCAGUGCGGCCAAUGGAGUUGGCUGCUUUCUGGAUUGAAUACACAAUAAGGCACCGGGGGGCUCCUCAUUUUAGAGCCGUGGGUAAUGAUCUGCCAUUCUGUCAGUACCACUCACUGGAUGUGUUUACCAUUAUUGUGGUUUUCAUGGGGCUUUUCCUUUAUCUUGCAUUUAAAUUUCUAAAAGCAUUAUUUGUCAAAGUGUGCUCGGGGAGGAAGAGGAAACUGGACUAA